Messenger RNA from Sesamum indicum (sesame), 1597 nucleotides. RefSeq names its product Metallo-hydrolase/oxidoreductase superfamily protein (gene CPZ). NCBI's taxonomy places the organism in Eukaryota, Viridiplantae, Streptophyta, Magnoliopsida, Lamiales, Pedaliaceae. The record is from RefSeq and is a predicted model, not a curated record.
AAUCCCGUUCAUACACCUCCUUCAAACACAUUCAUCUCCUCCCGAAGCAAACAUGCAACUGGCGACACUGAAUCCCACAGCUCCAAACUUGCUGCGUUUCCAUCCCUUUCAGCAGCCUCUACUAUCCCAAAAACUCCACCUGCCAAUCCAAACUCGCGGUGUGAAUGCUGUGUUGAACGGAGGCGGAGGUGGGUCAGGCUUUUUGUCAGCUAUUGGGCGUGCAAUUGAGGAAGAAGAGUACAGGAAGGCCAGGGCGGAGGUCAACAGAAAAGGGCUCGAUUCAGAAGGCUAUUCGGUUGAAGGGCUGUCGAUUGGUGGCCAUGAGACUUGUGUUAUUGUGCCGCAAUUGAAGUCUGCUUUUGAUAUUGGGAGGUGUCCGUCCAGGGCUGUCCAGCAGAAUUUUCUCUUCAUCACCCAUGCUCAUCUUGAUCACAUUGGUGGAUUGCCAAUGUAUAUAGCUACUCGUGGUCUUUACAGUAUGAAACCUCCUACUGUGUUUGUGCCUCCAUGCAUAAAGGAGGAUGUUGAAAAACUAAUUGAUAUUCAUAGGACAAUGGGUCAGGUGGAACUGAACUUUGAUUUGGUAGCCCUGGAUGUAGGGGAAACAUAUGAAAUGCGGAACGAUCUUGUUGUACGACCAUUCAAGACACACCAUGUUAUAACCAGCCAGGGUUAUGUCAUUUACUCUGUCAGAAAGAAGCUGAGAAAGCAAUACAUGCACUUAAAAGGAAAACAAAUUGAGAAAAUUAAGAAGUCUGGAGUUGAGAUCACAGAUACUAUCUUAUGUCCUGAAGUAGCCUUCACAGGAGAUACAAUGUCAGAUUUUUUCCUUGAUCCACGCAGUGCUGAUGCCUUGCGGGCCAAAAUUCUCAUAACUGAAGCAACAUUUUUGGAUGAAAAUGUCAGCAUUGAGCACGCACGAGAACAUGGUCAUACCCAUCUAUCUGAGAUCAUGGAACACUCGCAAUGGAUUCGAAACAAAACCAUAGUGUUGACUCAUUUCUCAUCUCGCUACCAUCUUGAGGACAUUCGGCAAGCUGUAUCAAAGUUGCAGGCCAAGGUGUCAGCUAAAGUGGUUGGUCUGACAGAGGGAUUUAAAUCAAUGUACUCUUAAGACCAUCACUUAUUGCUGCUAAUUUUGUAAGCUUUGCAAUGUACUUGUUGUAGUCAAUUCAUUCACUUAGGAUGUGUCCUUUGAUGCUUUUAUGUAGUUUCACUAGAUCACAUGUAAAAUUACAGAGAUAUGAUGUAUAUGACAUGCUUUGUUCAUAAUGAUAUGGUUUCAUAGCAUAGAAAAUAACUCUAUUUCUUCCAUAUGGGACCAUUCAAAUCAUGAUUGUGAACAUUUCCUUCCUAUCACAAGCACAUAUACUUUGUAUCAACUGAGACUUGUGAAAUGGUACAGAAAAUCUCCUCAGGCCAAUUUAAUGUCAACAAACUUGAGCUCAAACUCCGCUGGAUGGAGCAAGAAUGCAUGUUGCCGAAUUAGAAAGAAAACAUUCUGCAACUCUCUACAUCCUCUAUGAAAAUAGAAUAUUACAACAGGUCAUCUGUAGUGAAAAUAACAUUAUGUAACUCUCUACAUCUUCUACGAAAA